This is a messenger RNA of Hymenoscyphus albidus, 1238 nucleotides long. The record is from the annotation of a GenBank genome assembly. Lineage: Eukaryota; Fungi; Ascomycota; Leotiomycetes; Helotiales; Helotiaceae.
AUGAUCGCCCGCUUUCCUAAUCUCCUAGAGCGGUAGAAGUGAUUUCAAAUCAGCGUGUCCCAAUACCACAAGUUCAAUCUCCCUGAUCAGUCCUUCCAAAGAGGAAAGCGACGAUACCGAAACAUCCCCGUUGUCACCCUCGCCCUCGCUUCGCUCGCAAGGCCCAAUCGAAUAUUGAUGGUAUGCUGAGCUGACUGGGUGUUGUCAUCUCUUAUACAUGUAAGCUUCAGAUGACGAGUACCUUGAUUUUGCUCGGCCGUGUCGAAUUGCUUACUGUGGAGGUUUCAAUUGUGCCGCUCUGGUCUUUUUGGGGUGGAAAUGAUGUUGCGUUGCCCUGCUUCGGGUUUAGUGGGGAAGUUGGUGGGGUCGUUCAGUUUCUGUUUUGGAUUGUUGAGGGAAUAAUUGAGUGGAUUCUUAUGUCGACAGCUUGGUUGGGGAACAUCUCGUGGAACGACUUUACGAUCGGAUUGGGGGUCCCCAAGGCGGACGAGAAGACGGGGAGGGGCAAGUCAUACUCGGACGUCGUGAUGAAGGGCGUGAACUGGGUCUUGAACCAGUGGACUGUCCCGGAGGUCGUGAUCGAAGGUGUACCCACGAACAUCCUCGACACACCUGCCCGUAUGCGUAACGGCAGGCCGGAUAGGAGAAUCGGACACGAUUUCGUCAGGAUUGGGUUGCCCAAGUCCAAGAUCGCUCCGGUGUUCGAGACGUUGAGGAGCGUCAUGCCCGCUGUCAUGUCCAAUGUCUCGGUCACUGCCGGCUACUACUGGAUCAACGCGUCGUGGGGAGUCACGGGGAACCCGGCCCAGUGCGUGUACAGGGAUGCGAGUGGCGUCAUGCAGAAGACCCCUAAGGCGUACGAGUACAUGAAGAUGAUCAACGGGUCGAGCUCUUUGGGGAUCGCCACGAUCGCGGUCUCGAUAGGCAGUCAGACCACGAUGCAGGGCGGAGUCUCGGUCGCAACCCCCGGCAAAGAGGAGUUCUCAAUCAAGAUCCACAACGUGUUGCACAUGAAGAAGGUGUCGUACAGCAGCCCGCCGCAGUCAGCAGCCAACGGGUUCGAGAUCAGCGAGGAGCUCUACUCGGCUGUCGAACCGCUUACGAUGGUCGCGACCCAGAACAUCUUCUCGUCCACAUCGAGUGCUUUCAACAACGACUCCUUCAACCCAUUCGCGAGACAGCAGGUGAACGACAACAACAACGCUGCCGCGAACGACCAGACAAAGUUCCUCCUCUGA